GCUGCGAACUUUCCGACCUUCCGCUCGGUCUCUGCGGGUCGUCCCGCACCCGGAGCCGGCCGCAGGAGGGAGCGGGGAAUGAGGCGCUCAGGUGGGGUGAGCCGGGAUGUGGUGAUUCUGUACGGGGAGGAGGCUGACCAGUGGAAUGUCUACCUGCGGAAGGUAUUCCUGCAGCACCUGGACCCGGGCAGGGUCUGCAGCUUCCGGCUCGGACACCUGAGGGAUCUGCAGACAUCCGCGCCCACACUGACCCGCUGCUGCUGCAAGUUUGUGGUCCUGACCAGGGGCCUCCUGCAGUCGCUGAGCGUCUCCGAGAGGCAGCUCCUGAGCAGAGUUCUCCAGCCUCCUGCCUCGGUGGUGCUCCUGCGGUUUGGUGUUCCCUCCUCAGAUCAGCUCUACCAGCUGCUGCCCAUGGCGAGGGCAUUCUGGGAGGUGUCGGCAGACCAGGAGCCCUGGGAAUAUCUGUCCAUGGUCACCAGCAUCAUCGAGUCAGGUCCCACCCUGGAGCCUCAGCUGACAGAUUUUCACGCAGAGAUGGAUGUGAAGGAAGAUCCCACUGAAGUGCUUGUUAAUCCUGACAACUUCACAGAGCCUCUGCUGGUGAUGCCCAACCACAUACCAUGUAAAAGUGCGCCGGAAAUAUAUCUGCUCCUGAAACACCACCUGUCCCUGGAGGAGGAACCCGAGGUUGUGCUUGUGAUGGGCACCCGGCAAUGGAAGGUUCAGGCCCGUGUGUGGAACAGUCAAACUGUCUGUGUCACGGCUGUGGACCUCCCUGCUGGCUCUGUGACACUGAAGCUUCACAGCAGAGGAAUCCUCCUGGGCACUGCCCAGCUAAUCUACUUCAGCCCCAUUGAGGAGAUCGAACGCCUGCUGCUCAAGGUGACUGACCCGGUCGAGUUUAUCCGCCAGGCGUUCCAGAUUUCCACCCAGACUCAACUGGACGAACUGCUCACCAAGUCGCUCCAGAAUUCCCUGCCUCCCAGUGGGAUCGGAGCAUUCCAGAGUGUCGGAACAGGCAGCCACUCUCCUCCCCCACACAGUGAGGAGGAUUCCGAGUGUCCGACGUUGCUCCACUUCGCUGCCAGGAACGGGUUUGAACGCCUCACUGCCCUGCUGCUCGACUGUCCCGGAGCGACUCAAGCCUCAGUGAUCCCAAACUGCCAGGGAGAGAGGCCGGGGGAGCUGGCCGAGAGGUAUGGCUUCCAGCACAUCCGCGAGCUGAUGGACAGAUUCACGGAGUCCGGGCAGAGCUGGGAGAACCAGUCCGUGGAGCGGAUCCCCGUCGGACACGGCCCCCAGGGUGCCGGCUGUGAGGACAACAUCUAUGAGAUGAUGAUUGGACUGGGGACGGCAGAGAAAAAGUGCGGGUGGGCGUCCCAGCCAGAGGAGGUGCUGGAUGAGGAAGACCCCUAUGUCCUGGCGUUGGACGAGGAAGUCCGGUACACCACUGGGGUACCCAAGAAAGACCACCACACAGGGGUACCCAGGAAAGACCAGCACAGCACAGCGGUGGACAAGCAAGACCAUUACGCCAUGGCAUCGGCAAAGGAAGUCCACUACGCCACAGGGAUAACUAAGGAAGAGCACCACAUCACGGUGGUGGACGAGGAAGGCCCCUAUACCCUGGUGUUGGGUCAGGAAGACCACCACACCCCAAAGGUAACCAAGGAAGACCCCUACAUCCUGGCGUUAGACGAAGACCGCUACACCGUGGUGGUACCUAAGACAGACAGCCACACCACGACAGCAGAUGAAGUAGAUGGUUACACCGCGGCUGCGGACAAGGAAGAUCCCUACACCCUGGCGUUGGACGAAGACCGCUACACCACUGUGGUCCCUAAGGAAGACCACCUCACCGCGACAGAUGAAGAAGACCGUUACACCGCGGCUGCGGACGAGGAAGACCCCUACAGCUUGCCAUUAGACGAAGACCGUUACACCACCGUGGUCCCUAAGGGAGACCGCCUCACAGUGAUGGAAGAUGAAGACCCCUACAUCCUGGCGUUGGACGAAGACCGCUACACCACUGUGGUCCCUAAGGGAGACCGCCACAUGGCGACGGUAACCAAGGGAGACCACUACAGGGCGGAGGUAACCAAGGGAGACCACCACAUGGUGGACAAGGACAGGGAACGCACACACGGCCUCAUUCUGCCACAACACAAGAGCAGUGCAGACGCUCGGAAGGACAAGGCGCCCCACCUGCUGAGCCGGCCCCCCGCACCCAUCCCUCGACCGGUCACCCUGUCAGAGGCUCCCGGCACCCCGUUCAUCGCACAAGUCUUUCAGCAGAGGACAGGCAAGGGGACAGACGAGCAGGUCUACGGGACCCUGGCGAGAGACGUGAACCCACGCAGAGACGAUGUCUACAGUCUGCCCGCGCCAGUGCGACGCACACCUGGGGUCGGGAUCCUGGGAACGUUCCCGUCUCCCCCCCCCACAUGAAGGAAAACUCCGGCUGACAACGCUGGAUCCAAUUCCCAAAGAGAAUAAAACCAGAUUAACCCGG
Messenger RNA from Pristis pectinata (smalltooth sawfish), 2512 nucleotides. Its product is annotated as phosphoinositide 3-kinase adapter protein 1-like. Gene Ontology annotation, molecular function: protein tyrosine kinase binding; signaling receptor binding. Gene Ontology annotation, biological process: negative regulation of B cell activation; negative regulation of phosphatidylinositol 3-kinase/protein kinase B signal transduction; B cell activation. Bases 79 to 2448 code for a protein of 789 amino acids. Lineage: Eukaryota; Metazoa; Chordata; Chondrichthyes; Rhinopristiformes; Pristidae. The record is from RefSeq and is a predicted model, not a curated record. The transcript has 12 exons.